GGAUGAUAUGUGUCAAUUUCUUGUAGUUGUUUCGUUCUUUGCAUUUCGCUCACACCUUUUAGAAUAUUAUGUUGCUGCUCUGCUCGCACAAUAUUGUUUGGAGCAAACUCGAGAGAAGGGUCACCUUAAUAAUGAAUGUGUGCUAUAAAAAUUGUCAAAAAUCUGAAUGAAAUCAAGUACACAUCGUAAUGCAGAAUACUUGACAGAACUUUUAUUAGCUUCACAGUAAAGUGCAAUUAAAUAAAUUAGUGUAAUUAGUGUAAGUGUGCGUGGCAGUCAGAAUGAACAUGAACUUUACAUACAUAUUCGUGCUCAUAUGGCUGGCGUAUUUGAUAUGCAGCGGUGUUUUAUUAUUUUCGCGAGGAUUUUUACUCGCACGCGUGUCCAAAACGGAGACCAGCUCAUGCCGGCGACUUUCCAUAAAUCCCAAUGAUGAGCUGCGCCUAACUCCGGAGGUUGUUAAUGAGAUUUUCAAAGAUGUCAAUGCGUCAGCAGCAUCCAACUUAUGUCUUCCACAAAAAUCGAAAGUUAUUAUAUUGGUUAUUGAUGCGCUCAAAUAUGAGUUUGGCGUUUACAAAGAGAACAGCACCGAAUCGUUGCCUUACGAGAACAAGCUGUUGGCUAUGCAUGAGCUGAUACAGCAGUCGCCGGAACAUGCACGUCUGAUGCGCUUUAAGGCGGAUCCGCCCACAACAACGCUGCAGCGUCUGAAGGGACUUACUACAGGCAGUUUGCCUACAUUUAUAGACAUAGGCUCCAAUUUUGCAUCGCCCGAGAUUAAUGAGGAUAAUGUGAUCGAUCAAAUUGUUAAGAGCGGACUGCCAGCAGUGUUCUUGGGAGAUAGUACCUGGACGGAUUUGUAUCCGCGUCGCUUUAAACGUGCCUAUGCGUAUCCAAGCUUUGAUAUAUUCGAUUUAGACAGUGUGGACAAUCAGAUUAAACAACAUUUGCCCAAGGAGCUGGCCAGCAAUGACUGGGAAGUGCUCAUAGCGCACUUUUUGGGCGUGGAUCACUGUGGACACAAGCAUGGACCUAUGCAUGAUGAAAUGGCGCGCAAGCUAAGUGAAAUGAAUCAAGUGAUAAGCUCUGUAGUUGCAAGCAUGGAUAAUGAGACGACGCUGCUUGUUAUGGGCGAUCAUGGCAUGACAGCCACUGGCGAUCAUGGCGGCGAUACUGAUGACGAAACGAAUGCGCUGCUGUUUGCCUACACCAAGCAGCAUAAGUUCUUUAGCAAAAGUGAUUCUGGCUCUGAUAACGAAAUGCUGCAGCAGAUUGAUCUGGUGCCCACCUUGGCUACCAUACUCGGCGUGCCCAUACCCUAUUCCAAUUUGGGUUUAAUCAACUUUAAUAUUGUGCCUGCGGUGCCAGUGCCGCAUCUAAGCAAACUGCAAACGCUACUGCUGCAUGCCUGGCAAAAUGCACAGCAAGUGUAUCGCUAUUUCUUCAACUAUGCCAUGGAAAACAAGCGCACUUUUAAUGUGGAGCAAAUGGAUAAACUGGAAACGGAAUUUAUCCUGCUUACGCAUCGCGUGCAAACUAUUUACAAUGAGGUGGCAUUUGAGUCCUUUAAGCGUGAUCUUGAUACGCAUCUGCGUGAUAUACUCAAUGUUUGUCGCGAGCUUUGGGUCAAGUUCGAGCCCACGCAAAUGUCGCAGGGCUUGCUUUUUAGCUUUUUGCCCAUAUUCUUUGCCUUUCUGUUGAUUAACAACUCGAGCGCCAGCGAUUAUGCAAAUAUUUUCAAGCCCAAGGAGGUGUUCUACAUAUAUUUAAUGAACAUAGCUGCUGGCGUCUUUGGCUAUCGCUACUUUAAAAGCUUUUCCUUCAAAACAGAGGAGCAUGGCGUUAUUUUCUUUACCAGCGUGCUCAGCGCUGUGCUUUUGAUAUUCUAUACGCUGCGCCAUUGGAACAACAUUGCCAACAAUUGGGCAAAUGAGAAGCGUUUUGGACAUUUGCCAACGCGUUUGCUGCUGUUUGCCACCAUGGCAGUCUUCUUCUCCAACAGCUUUGUCAUACAGGAAGCUAAAAUACUUUCGUAUUUGCUUGUGGCCAGCUUGUUGCUGUUGGUGCAUGAGCUGCUGCAGCUAAGCGCCAAGCUGGACUUUAGACAAAAGUUUAAAUGGUCGCAAUUCCUGCGCUCGACUGCACUGCGUUUAAUCCUGGCCAGCUUAUUGGCCAUUUGUUGCAUACGCUUUGCUUAUACGCUCUUUCGCUGUCGCGAGGAGCAGGGCAACUGCGCCGACUUUGCAAGCAACAGCACGCAGGGAUCUACAGGCAAGCGCGCUGCCAUGGGCAAGACCUAUAUACUGGCGGUGGUCAUCAUUGUUAUCUACACAACGCUAACGCGUUUGUAUCUGCGCUCCUGCGGCAACUUGACGGGCAAUGCAGCGAAUGUUAUGCUGGCACGUUAUGGUCCCACUGUAGGCUCUAUAUGCGCUGGUGGUCACAUACUGCUCGCCAAUAGCGCUAUUAAGAAUAUACAAAGAAGUCACAUAGAUGCCAUGGCGCUGCUAAUCUAUGGACUGCUGCUGCUGCAAAUUCUGGUGGUUUCCUUUGCGCCGCUGAUGACAUUUGUGCUGCCGCCGCGCAGCUCCAAUGUGAUUAGCGUUAAUGGCUAUGACCGCAUAGUGCCGGAAAUCUUUAAAAAAAUGAAGCGCAUGUAUGAGGGAGACGAUGCAGAGCGUCGCUCGGAAAUUCCAGUGGUGUAUGGACUGGCUACAGUGUACUCCUCGGUUAUUAUAUCCUUUGGUGUGUUUCUGGCAUUGCUGAUGAUUGCGCUGCUGGAGCCACGCGCCAGCAUUGGCUUGGUUAUCUGCAUAGUUGUGGGCGCCAUCAUUUUAAGCGUGCAUGGCAUUCUCCGCUAUCGCACUGCCAGCAGCUUUGAGAGCUGCGUGCAGCCGCGAUUCGCCGCUGUUGUCGCUUGGUUUUUGCUAGCGCACUUUUGUUUCUUUGCCACUUCGCAUCAGACGACGCUCUCGCAGAUUGAUUGGCGCGCUGCCUUUGUGGGACGCUCCAGCGCUUUGGGGCAAUCACAUUUAAUUUCUGGCGCGCUGGUUAUGUUGAAUACCUUUUGUGGUCCCAUAUUCUUUUACUGCAUGUAUGCGCUGCUUAGCACUGAGACGUUCUCGCUAUUUGCGCUCUUCCCCAAUCUGAUACGCAGCAGCAGCAAUAGCAAUCAACGCAGUCAAGGCAAAGGGGAUGCAACGGCGGCACUGGCGGACAUUGCUCAGGAUGCAGUGGGCUUUGACAUGACACGCGGCGAACUCACGCUCUACGAGUAUGAGAAUGUAUUUCUGGGUGCAAACUUCAAGCUGGCCACGCAGUUCUUUAUGCUGCAGGGCAUCAAGAUCUUUUGUGCCAUGAUGGCCUGCACCAUGCACUGUCGUCAUCUUAUGGUCUGGAAAAUCUUUGCGCCGCGCUUUAUCUAUGAAGCCUUGGCCACCUUUGUGGGUCUGCCCGCCAUCAUUGUGGGUUAUCUGCUGCUCGUGCGCGUCAAUUGCGCCGUGGACACGUUGAUCAAACGCAUCAAUAAGCAGAAGCAACACUAGUCUUAAAUAUUAAUAAUAAUAUUUUAUGUAUGCCCAAAGUUAGUUCAAGUAUUUUUUGCCUCAAGCAAUUAAUUUAUUUAGCUUUGUUUUUAAUUAUAGCAUUAGAAAUGAAAAUGCAUACAUGUUGUUCUUGUUUU
This is a messenger RNA of Drosophila busckii, 3682 nucleotides long. RefSeq names its product GPI ethanolamine phosphate transferase 3 (gene PIG-O). The record is from RefSeq and is a predicted model, not a curated record. The transcript has 6 exons. Gene Ontology annotation, molecular function: mannose-ethanolamine phosphotransferase activity. Gene Ontology annotation, cellular component: endoplasmic reticulum membrane. Gene Ontology annotation, biological process: GPI anchor biosynthetic process. Lineage: Eukaryota; Metazoa; Arthropoda; Insecta; Diptera; Drosophilidae. The coding region runs from base 282 to 3545 and encodes 1087 amino acids.